Molecule: messenger RNA, 1129 nt
Organism: Nymphaea colorata (pocket water lily)
Lineage: Eukaryota; Viridiplantae; Streptophyta; Magnoliopsida; Nymphaeales; Nymphaeaceae
Product: phosphoserine phosphatase, chloroplastic-like
Exons: 7
Coding region: 86-994 (302 amino acids)
Biological process (GO): dephosphorylation; L-serine biosynthetic process
Cellular component (GO): cytoplasm
Molecular function (GO): L-phosphoserine phosphatase activity; magnesium ion binding
Source: RefSeq, a predicted model, not a curated record
ACGCCGUCGGCGAGCAAUUGGAGCCCCCGCUCUCUCCCUCUCCCUCGUACGCCGUCGCUUUUAACAUUCACUCUUGGGGCACUCCAUGGCGGGACUGCAAAUCCAACUCUCCCGUCUCCAUUCUUCCCAUCCUUCUCCUUCCCUCUCCUUCCGCCCUCUGCUUCGCUCCUCUCGUCUUCUCCUUUGUCCUGCUUCUUUCUCGGGAUCCAGGUUCUCAUUUUCCUGCCUCAGAAAUCGGCUUUCUGUCGUCGUCAUGGCAGCCCCCGUCCAACCGGAUCAACGUUCUCCGGCGCUCCACGACAAUUCUCUUCCUACGAAAGAGGUGUUGGAGAUCUGGCGGGGGGCUGAGGCAGUGUGCUUCGACGUCGACAGCACCGUGUGCCUCGAUGAGGGGAUCGACGAGUUGGCGGAGUUCUGCGGCGCCGGACAAGUCGUCGCGGAGUGGACGAGAAGAGCAAUGGGUGGAUCCGUGCCAUUUGAGGAAGCUCUGGCUGCGAGGCUCAACUUGUUCAAGCCUUCCUUGGCUCAGGUCAAUGAUUUUCUCAUCAAAAAGCCUCCAAGACUUUCCCCAGGCAUUGCUGACUUGAUGAAAAAGUUGAAGGCGGAGAAUAUCAAUGUCUACCUCAUUUCUGGUGGCUUCCGUCAAAUGAUCAAUCCCGUUGCUUCAACUCUUGGUAUUCCACAUGAGAAUAUAUAUGCAAAUGAACUCCUAUUUGGAAGCUCUGGCGAGUUCGUUGGGUUUAACACAGAAGAACCAACAUCAAGAAGUGGAGGGAAAGCUGUUGCUGUUGAGUCCAUAAAGAAGAAGCAUGGGUACAAGCUAUUGGUCAUGAUUGGUGAUGGGGCAACAGACCUUGAGGCCCGUAGGCCAGGUGGUGCGGACCUGUUUAUCUGUUAUGGAGGAGUUCAAUUGCGUGAAAGUGUAGCUGCUAAAGCUGAUUGGCUAGUUUUCAAUUUCCAAGACUUAAUAGAGUCUUUUGGCGUUUGCUGUUAGAGUUAUCCUUUCAUGGUAUAUUGUUCUUGUAUUAUGGCUAAACUUUUUUGUGUACCCCUUCAUUUAAGGGUGUGCUGAUGCUCUUUUCUUUCUUGUUAAUAAUUAUUUGGGACGAGCACCCAAAUUUUUAUGCCA